AUGGCUCGGGUCAUCGACUUGGUUCCUUGGAAUGAUAAAUGCGUAGAAACUUUUGUAUCUCCGGCCAUCAUGUUCCCUGUGAUACCGCAGAAGAACAUGCUCCCAGGGGUGAAGCAGCAACUCUACCAUCCCUACCUGCCCACCCUGAGGCGGAUGGACAUGGACUCGGUCAUCGGCAAACUCCCUGAGCAGCACUGCCGGUCGUCCACCUACUGCAACAAAGAUGACUUUACUCGAGCACACUUCAACUUGCUGGGCAUCCCCAACAGAAGACUGAAUAGCCUGGAAAUCACUGGAACAGGACGGAUGCUUAAAAAGAAGUACCAGGGUGGGAAGAUGGCACCACUAGCACCUGGCAUUAACAAAAUUGACUGGCCCUGCCACACCCAUGCCAUUGAAGACUGGUCCCGCUUUGUCUCUGCAGCAGGAGAGUUCAAGCUUCCCCUUGUGGAUAAGACUGUUGAAGGUUUCAGUGGCUAUGCUGUGAGGUACCUGAAGCCGGAUGUCACCCAGUGCUGGCGGUACUGCCUUAACCAGAAUCCCAGCCUUGACCAGUAUGGACAGAAACCCCUGCCUUAUGACACCCUGAACACUUUCCGAAGCUUUAGCACUGCCUACAGACAUGUAAACUACAUGGAGCCUUGGCAUAACUAA
This is a messenger RNA of Gracilinanus agilis (Agile Gracile Mouse Opossum), 654 nucleotides long. RefSeq names its product testis, prostate and placenta expressed (gene SPMIP8). Lineage: Eukaryota; Metazoa; Chordata; Mammalia; Didelphimorphia; Didelphidae. The record is from RefSeq and is a predicted model, not a curated record. Bases 1 to 654 code for a protein of 217 amino acids. The transcript has 7 exons.